Molecule: messenger RNA, 1224 nt
Organism: Prorocentrum cordatum
Lineage: Eukaryota; Dinophyceae; Prorocentrales; Prorocentraceae
Source: the annotation of a GenBank genome assembly
GCGGCACGCGCCCGGAGCGGCGGCAUGAUGCGGGGGGGCCUCUCGCGCCUGGCCGCCGAGGCGCCCCUCGCCCCGUGAGCGGGGCCGCCCCGCGGAGCAGGCGCGGUGCCGCGGCUCUGCGAGCAUGCGGCGCGCGACGGCGUCGCGGCUGCUCCGCGGGCGCGCCUGCGCGCCCGACGCGCGGCAGCGCCUCCACAGGGCUUGCCUGGGACACCGGCGCGGCCUUGCCCAGGAGUCUGGCGUACAACCCCUGGUUCUGUUGCUGGACUUGGACGAGACACUGCUGCGGCCGAGAAUCCCCCAGGUCCACAAGUACGACCUCGCCUCCGUGGACCUCAGUAUAACCAUACCGGUGAACGACGGCGUCCACUGCGAUUUGUCGCUCAGGCCAGGCCUCGCCCGCUUCUUCGAGUGGAUCCGGGAGCGGCGAAGAGCCGGGCGCCUCGAGGGCCCGUGGCUGUUCGCUCAGGGGCACAGCGCGUACGUGACCGCGGUCCUCGCGGAGCUGGACCCCGAGAAGGACAUUUUCUCCGACCGCGUUCUGUCCAAGGACGACGCUUGCACUCCGACCAAGACGCCCUGGGUUCUCAAGGACCUGACCAAGGUUGCGUGCAGCGGAGGGGGCGGCGCCAGCAGCCUCGAGGAUGGUCCUGGUGGACAACAACACGAUGUCCUGCAUCCUGCACCCAGAAAACACCCUGAUGGUGCGCGACUGGCUCGGGGUCGGCGCCGCCGACGCGGAGCUGGAGCGCGUGUGCCGGGUGCUAGAUGGCCUGAUGGAACGGGCGCUCGAGGACGCCGCGUCUGGCCGGCAGGCGGACUACGCCGCGCACCUCGUGCAGACCAUGCCGAGGUACCCUGACUUCCUGCAGCGGCUUCGUGAACUGCGCCGACGGAUAGGAGGAAGAGCCUGCUCCGAUGGGCAUGUCCCUGAGGGACCUACACAAGGAGCCUGCGACGCGAAGCGGGCGCUGCUGGGCCUGGCGCCCGGGGAGAUCUGAGCGGCGACGUGCCUCAAGCACAAGAGGGGGGGAUAGGGAAUGGGGGGGGGUGCCCGUCUGCGGGUGCCCCCUGCGGGUGCCCCCUGCGGGUGCCCCCUGCGGGUGCCCCCUGCGGGUGUCGAGGCUGCUGAAUCGAUUUGGUGCGAUCGAGGGCUUUGCAGCUCGGCUGCCAAAUCGAUUUGGUGAUCUCGAGAGCGGCUUUCGCCAACCGAGCGCGCGGACA